Lipotes vexillifer (Yangtze River dolphin) is the source of this 1839-nucleotide messenger RNA. RefSeq names its product protein CC2D2B. Gene Ontology annotation, cellular component: ciliary transition zone. The record is from RefSeq and is a predicted model, not a curated record. Gene Ontology annotation, biological process: non-motile cilium assembly; protein localization to ciliary transition zone. The transcript is spliced from 12 exons. Lineage: Eukaryota; Metazoa; Chordata; Mammalia; Artiodactyla; Lipotidae. Bases 1 to 1479 code for a protein of 492 amino acids.
AUGCCCACUUAUUUGAUAUCAUCCAUGUCUCGCCUCAGACAUAAAGAAACAAUCAAAUCCGUAAGCUCAGAUGAGAUCUUAAAUGAGGAUACUGUGCACCCCUUUGUGGAAGUUUCGUUUCAGCACACUGUGUACCAAACCAGUGUUGCAAGUGGAUCUCAUCCAUGCUGGAAUGAAGAAAUUAAAGUAGAUUUUAUCUUACCAGGACAUGAUUAUAGCAUCUCAAGCUUAUCUAAAAUAAAAGAUAAUAUAUAUAUCAACAUUUUUGAUGAAAUGAUUAUUGAAAAACAUGAGGAUCACAGUUUCAAGAGCUGCAGUGGUCAUUCAUAUAUAAGAAAGAAUUGGCUAGGAUCCAUUGUCUUCCCUUUCUCUGCUCUCCUGCAACAAUCUGAGUUUUCAGGUCAAAUAGAUGUUUUGGAGAGAGCACAGAUUUUUAAAAAAAAUUGUAAGGCAUUAUUUCCUGAACGAAGAAUCACAACUACUGUUUUUAAUGAUGAAGGGAUACAGAUCUUAGUAACAAGAUAUAUCAAGGCAUUGAAUCCACCUCAACAACUCCUGGAUAUAUUUCUUCAUGAUUCUAAUACAACACUUGACCUCGUUGCUCACUUUGUAUCUUUGAUUCCUAUUAUGCCUGAUACACUGGAUGAAAAUGAUGGUUUUGAUAUAUGGAUGACAUCAGAGCGCUGCAUCAGUUUGGCUAUUGGAAAUAAGGAGGAGCAUGCCAUACUUCUCUGUAAUUUCUUCCUGUAUUUUGGAAAGAAAGCUUUGGUCCUCCUAGGAACCUCGAUGUUGGAAGGGCAUGUGGCUUAUGUAUUAACGCCAGAAACUGAUGAAUAUUUGCUUUGGAAUCCAUUAACUGGGCAAUGUCAUAAGCAGUUUGACCCAUUUUGUCCCUUACAAAGUGUAGAUUGUUUGUUUGAUGGUGAAAAUGUCUGGUUUAACAUUCAGCAAAAUAAUUCACCAAGGGCUGUAUAUUUUGACUAUUCAAAGGAAAGUUUCUGGAAACAGUUGCUUCCAAAAAAUUAUCAAGGGACAAAAGCACAAAGCAUACAGCCUGAAGAAAUAAUUUAUUCUGAUACUAAUAAAAGCAUGGUAGAAGAUCUAAAGAACAGGAUUGAAAGAACUCUGAAAUAUAAAAUAAUGGAAUGGCGACCUAAACAGCCAACACGUUGGAAUAGACAAUGUACUUUCAUUUUAAGACAAAUCCUUCCUAAGUUAGAGCUUGGCACCGGAAACUUUGUUUCAUCUGAAGAAGAGAGUGAAUUUGAAAGACUGCUACAAUUUUAUUGGGUCGCAGGAUUUCCUAUCCAGAUGCCAUACACUGAUGUACAGUCAGUUAUUGAUGCUGUGUAUCAAACUGGAAUUCAUUCCUCUGAAUUUCCACAGACAGAAUUUGCUCUAGCUGUGUAUAUUCACCCCUACCCAAACAACAUAUUAUCUGUUUGGGUCUAUUUGGCUUCAUUAGCGCGAUAUCAGUGAAAAGGAAUAAGGGAAAGGGGAAAGAUUGUACAUAGGCCCCCAACCAGAAGCCAAACUUUUCUAGUACUUGGGAUUUUCCUAUUUAUCCUCAAAUCCAGACAAUUGUGAGCCCAAUUUUUGGUUCACUUAUAGAGUUGGGCACAAGACUCACUCCCUGAGUUUUUGAGGACAAGCAUAAAUGACCUCCUCACUGGAGACCUCGUCAGGGAGGACACUUUGGGAAGUCUGGCGCCUUGGGUCGCUGUCUACGGUAAGUCUUAUUCUGGGAAAGAAGCAAUUCUGAUUUCUCUCUGAGCCAGUGUUACUCAAAUUGGGGGCCCCACACCACCUCCAUCAAAAUCACCUGGAAAGCCUUAUUGA